Mytilus californianus (California mussel) is the source of this 2711-nucleotide messenger RNA. Its product is annotated as orexin receptor type 2-like. Gene Ontology annotation, molecular function: orexin receptor activity. Gene Ontology annotation, cellular component: membrane. Gene Ontology annotation, biological process: feeding behavior; G protein-coupled receptor signaling pathway. The transcript has 5 exons. The coding region runs from base 342 to 1523 and encodes 393 amino acids. The record is from RefSeq and is a predicted model, not a curated record. Lineage: Eukaryota; Metazoa; Mollusca; Bivalvia; Mytilida; Mytilidae.
GUGAGCAUGUUAAUUGCACAACAGAAGAAAUCAUCAUUGACUAGAUUUACUCUUUAGUGUAAACGAUUUUGCGUCUUUGUAGAGAACCGGAAAAGUAAUAAGCCGUCAUCGCAUGGAAUUAACAGUUUCUAAUUUUCAAUUAUCAGUGUUUUUAAAUGUCAGUGUCUGUAGAGCACAUCCAACAGAAGACACAUGACUUUAGAAUAUAAAGUAUGAAUCUAGACGGUAGGAAAUACAAAUGAUACUUUGUAAAACUUGUACAGGAUUCAGCAGAACUAAAUUUAAACCAAAGAACAUUUUAUUUUAAUUCCUUGAAUCUAAAACUUUAUUCGACAAAAACUAUGUUGGAUUUAAAUGGAACAAAUGAGAAUAAUACUAGAAACAAUACAACCUGUUUUGAUAUAUUGGAUGAUGGUGACUGUAAAAAUGAAGAUGACGUCCGUACAUAUUUGGCAACUUAUAUAAUUCCUGAAUGGUAUGAAUGGAUUGUUAUAACGGUUUACAUAUUAACAUUUAUCAUCGGGAUGACUGGAAAUGUUUUGGUAUGUUUUGCGGUGUGGAGAAAUCACCAAAUGCGGACUGUAACUAAUAUGUUCAUAGUAAACCUUUCCGUCGCCGAUUUGGGUAUUAUACUCAUAUGCUUACCUCCAACGUUACUUGUUGACGUAACUGAAACCUGGUUUAUGGGUCUUGUAAUUUGUAAACUGGUUUAUUUUUUAAUGACUGUUUCGAUUUCGGUGUCAGUAUUGACUCUAGCAGCCAUUGCUGUGGAACGAUGGUAUGCGAUUUGCCGACCACUAGCUUUCAAAAGUACACGCAGGAGAGCAAGAAUUAUAAUAUUUGUAAUAUGGAUGGUCUCCGCAUCUGUUGCUCUUCCCGAUAUAAUUUUCCUACGAUUGAAGAGAUUUGAACGAGUACCAGAAAAUGUUUCUGACUUGCUUAUGUCGUGUCAGCCAGGUUUAGACCAGGAGCAGCAGACAGUUUAUCAGAUAGCGUUAAUUGUACUACUGUAUCUAUUGCCGAUGAUUUGCAUUUGCGUCGCGUAUAUACAAAUUUCGCAUGUUCUGUGGAAAGGAGACAUUCCUGGAGAUGGUGACUCAAGAUCAGUUACUCAGCCGAUGAUGGAUACACGAAGGAUGAAUGUUGCCAAUGAACAACUUGCUUCAAGACGUAAAGCUGCUAAGAUGUUAAUCACAGUUGUUUUAGCGUUUGCUGUCUGCUAUUUCCCAGUUCAUCUGCUUAAUAUUUUAAGAUACGCUGGGGUAUUGAAAUAUAUAGCUGUUGAUGGAAUACGUGCAUAUAGCUAUGUUGCUCAUUGGCUGCCUUAUUUAAACAGUUCAAGUAACCCAAUCAUCUAUAACUUCAUGAGUGCUAAGUUCAGGAAGGAAUUCAAGAUGGCAUGUAUAUGCUGUUGUGGACCACCAGAAAAAGGAAAACAGGGCUUCACUUUUACCUCAGCGACGCAUUAUAUCUCACCAAAUAAUGUUGGGACGGAGCAAACAUCCUUGACAACAUUGAAGUAAAAACUGUAUCUUAGCUUCGUCAAAAAGGGUUAAAACGGAAGAAAGACAUGCAAUGUAACAAAGGCGAAUAUAUCAAAUGUAUUUAUGAGGUGGGGUAGGAUGUCUCUUUGAACGAGCGAAUAUAUUAAAUGUAUCACUAUGCGGUAGAGUAUUAGAGUAUAUAUAUCACAGACAGAUGGUGGAAUGGAGCAUACAGCUUUAACUAGUCAGGGGGAAUAAAAAAAUCAAACAUUGGUUUAGAAUAUAUCUGUUUUAAGGGGGCAUUAUCUGUAAAAUUCAUGUUCACCAAUUUGACUUAAACUCUCAUAUUUGAUUUAAACAAUACUGAAACGUAUAUCCAAUUCACAAAAAGUCAAAAAGAUCAAUUAACAAUGCAUGGACUCGUUAUCAUGUAUCAGCUUUUCGUUUAUAUUUUAGACUAGAAGCAAUCUAAUUAAACCCCGAGAUGUCCUUCCGAAGACUGCAUAUGGUCUUAUCACCAAAUAUAAACAUUAGUAUGAAUAGAUAUACUAGCACAAGCAAUCAUAUAUAAUGUUUAGGUCUGUUUGAUUUCAAGUCAUAGAUUAAAAACUAUUUAAGUCUUUGCUUUAUCUGAAUAAGAAGGCUUUUUUGUGGGUAGAAGCAGUCAAAUAAAUGAUUCUUCCUGUUGGAUCCUUUGUUCGCUUUUCAAUGUUGCCGUUCUUUUCAUAUGCUUAGCACAUGCGUUGUGUAACUCAUCUCUAGCUUAGGGUUAAAUUGAAGGUCGCAUGAAAACGAAUCUAAAUGAGGUUGAAUUAUUGACUUGCAAGCCCAUUAUACAUCAUCGAUGUUUUUAGCUUAUAUUGACCAAAUUGAACCAAACUGACUGUUAAUAGAGAAUUAUUAUUUCAAUAUUCCGCUUUUAUUAAUGUUUGGGGGAAAAAAAAUCAUAUUUUUAUUUUUUUUCGUCUAUAUCAUGUAUAUCGAAGCUAAUGUCCCUUUAAAUAGAUAUUAAAAUUAAGUUUUCAUUUGAUAAAUUGAAUGUGAUCUAUAGUAUUAUUUAAUAAUUUGGUUUUUCUUUGUUAUGUUUCUGUGUAAGUUGUAACUGUAUUUUCCAUUAAACAUGAUAUAAUUUUGUACUAUUCAUCUUAACGCAAACGCUGUUGCUUAAUAGCAGAUAAUACAAAUAAAUCCGUGUAAUUUUUCCUUCAGGGAUACACUUCACCAGUU